CAUCCUUAUAUAUAGGGACUCAAAUACUCGUGGCAGUUGUGUGACACAGAAAUUAAACUAGUCACAGUUUCUUCUUUUCUUAGUUUCCCUUCCCUUUCUUCAAACAAGGGACAACAAAUCUGUGAGAGAGAAAGAGAAAUUCAAAAUCAUGUCUCACAGUCCUUUAAGUUUCGCCUUUGGAAUUCUAGGUAACAUUGCCUCCUUCGUGUGCUUCCUGGCACCACUACCAACAUUUUAUAGAGUUUGUAAGAAGAAAUCAACAGAAGGGUUCCAAUCGGUUCCAUAUGUGGCUGCACUCUUCAGUGCAAUGCUUUGGAUCUUCUAUGCCUAUGUGAAGACGGGAGAAACGCUUCUUAUCACCAUCAAUGCAUUCGGUUGCGUGAUAGAGACAAUUUACCUUGCCAUAUUUAUCACUUACUGUCCCAAGAAAGCUAGGAUAUCGACAUUGAGGAUGAUUGUUUUGUUAAAUUUUGGGGGAUUUUGCACUAUUGUAAUCCUAACCCACCUUUUAGCAAAAGGAACUGCGGGUCGUGUCAAGUUUCUAGGAUGGAUUUGCGUAGUCUUUGCUACUAGUGUUUUUGCAGCACCUUUAAGCAUUAUUAGGGUGGUCAUUCGCACUAAAAGCGUUGAGUUCCUUCCUUUUCCUCUUUCACUCCUUCUCCUGAUAAGCGCGAUUAUGUGGCUGUUGUAUGGUAUUUCUCUGAAAGAUAUCUAUGUCACGCUCCCGAACGUUGUGGGGUUAACAUUUGGAGUCAUUCAGAUUGGACUCUAUGCAAUGUACAGAAACAACAAGCCCUCGAAGGAUCAGAAGCUACCAGAACACAAAGGAGAAAUCCAGAAUGACGAAAACGUUGCUCCAACAGUGACGGGAGAAAAACAAGAACAAGAAGUGAACUCUCAAGGUGAAGGAGAUAUAGAGAUUGGGGAGAAGAAAAAGGAAGAGAAGCUAGAUGAGGAAAAUGAGAAAAAGCAUGAUGAUCAAACGGAACUCAACAAAAACACUAAUGACAACGACAAUAACAACGUAAAAAGAGAGAAGGAGAAUUGCGAAGUUUGAUGAAAAAGCAACCAGUUGUGCCUCAAUCUCUAUCUCUUUCUAUUUUACGUGUAAAAUUGGUAAAACGUUCGCAAGGGGCAGAGACAGUGUAGAUAUCGAUGCCUAUUUCUAUCUCUCUACAGUUGUUUAACUUGUAUGCUUUUGUUCACUAUUUAUGUCAUUUCUGUUUUCUUUACUCAAGCUAAUUAAUUGUGCCCCCAAAUAUAGGGAAGUUCAUAGAAAGAGUCCUUUACUAUAUGGUGAUAUAUUAUUAUUAUUAUAUAACCUAUAUAGCUGUAAAAGAUAAUUAUUCCCAGCACUUUUUAUAUUCA
This is a messenger RNA of Cajanus cajan (pigeon pea), 1368 nucleotides long. Its product is annotated as bidirectional sugar transporter SWEET12. Lineage: Eukaryota; Viridiplantae; Streptophyta; Magnoliopsida; Fabales; Fabaceae. Gene Ontology annotation, biological process: carbohydrate transport. Gene Ontology annotation, molecular function: sugar transmembrane transporter activity. The record is from RefSeq and is a predicted model, not a curated record. Gene Ontology annotation, cellular component: membrane.